AAAGUGGACCUCCUCUGAGGAUAAUUGUGGAGGCAGCUGUGGAGGCAGCGGCAGGAAGACAAGGACUAUGCAUGGAGAUCACACAGAGGCCCAAAUGAAGAAGUGUGGAGGACAUGAAGGACAGAAGAUAACAACUUGACAGGCUGGAAAUGAAGUUCUUACCUGUUUUCUUCAACUUGCCGACUAAAACUGGAUUAAAAGGUUUUUCUUCCAGCAUCAUCAUCUUCAUCCACUGAGCCGCACAUCUGUGGACCAAAGGCACACUGCUGAUGUCCUCACUGGGAGAACAACCACAACCAUGGUCAUUCUACAGCAGGGCGACUACGUGUGGCUGGAUUUGAAGAGUGGUCGGGAGUUUGAGGUUCCGAUUGGUGCCGUGGUCAAACUCUGUGACUCGGGACAGAUCCAGGUGUUGGACGAUGAAGGAAAUGAGCACUGGAUAUCCCCCCAGAAUGCUACCAACAUCAAGCCCAUGCACCCCACCUCCAUUCAUGGCGUGGAGGACAUGAUUCGCCUGGGAGAUCUCAAUGAGGCUGGGAUCCUGCGCAACCUGCUCAUCAGAUACAGAGAGAAGCUCAUCUAUACAAACUGUGGUGGCAGGACAUACACAGGUUCCAUACUAGUGGCCAUCAACCCGUAUCAGCUGCUUCCUAUCUACACGGCAGACCAGAUCCGCCUCUACACCAACAAGAAGAUCGGUGAGAUGCCGCCUCACAUCUUCGCCAUUGCUGACAACUGUUACUUCAACAUGCAGAGGAACAACCGCGACCAGUGUUGCAUCAUCAGCGGGGAGUCAGGAGCCGGAAAGACGGAAAGCACCAAGCUUAUCCUGCAGUUCUUGGCAGCCAUCAGUGGUCAACACUCAUGGAUUGAGCAGCAAGUCCUGGAGGCCAACCCCAUUCUGGAGGCCUUUGGCAAUGCAAAAACCAUCCGCAAUGACAACUCCUCUCGCUUUGGGAAAUACAUUGACAUCCAUUUCAACAAGAGAGGAGCCAUCGAGGGAGCCAAGAUAGAACAAUACCUGCUGGAGAAGUCACGAGUUUGUCGCCAGGCCCACGAUGAAAGGAACUACCACAUCUUCUACUGCAUGCUGAAAGGCAUGACGGCUGAUGAGAAGAAGAAACUGGGUCUGACCAAAGCCACAGACUACACCUACCUAACCAUGGGAAAAUGCACAGUGUGUGACGGCCGUGAUGACAUGAAGGAAUACUCCAACAUCCGAUCCGCCAUGAAGGUUCUAAUGUUUACUGACAAAGAGAAUUGGGAGAUCUCAAAACUGCUGGCAUCCAUAUUGCACAUGGGCAACCUGCGCUAUGAAGCCCGUACUUAUGACAACCUGGAUGCCUGUGAGGUGGUCCGCAGCCCGCAUCUUACAACUGCAGCAACACUAUUAGAGGUGGAUGGCAAGGACUUGAUGAACUGUGUGACAAGUAGAACUUUGAUCACUAGAGGAGAAACAGUUUCCACUCCCCUCAGCAUGGAGCAAGCUUUGGAUGUGCGCGACGCCUUUGUGAAGGGUAUUUACGGCCGCUUGUUCGUGUGGAUCGUGGAAAAGAUCAACGCUGCCAUCUACAAGCAUCCAUCCUCACAGGCCAAAGCUAUCCGACGCUGCAUCGGACUGUUAGACAUCUUUGGCUUCGAAAACUUCACAGUCAACAGCUUCGAGCAACUUUGCAUCAACUUUGCCAACGAGAACCUGCAGCAGUUCUUUGUGCGUCACGUCUUCAAGCUUGAACAAGAAGAGUACAACCUGGAGAACAUCAACUGGCAGCACAUCGAGUUCACUGACAACCAGGACGCCCUGGACAUGAUCGCCAUCAAGCCCAUGAACAUCAUCUCACUCAUCGACGAGGAGAGCAGGUUCCCUAAGGGCACUGAUAGCACAAUGCUGAACAAACUCAACUUUCAACACAAAGUCAACACCAACUACAUCCCACCAAAGAACAACUACGAAACACAAUUUGGCAUCCAACACUUUGCUGGAGUUGUUUAUUACGAAACCAGAGGCUUCCUGGAGAAGAACAGGGACACUUUAUAUGGUGACAUUAUCCAGCUGGUUCACUCUUCCAAGAACAAGUUCAUCAAGCAGAUCUUCCAAGCAGAUGUUGCCAUGUUUCUGUGUGGUUUUGCUCCUGCUUCUUGUCUUCCUUCCAGCACUCUCUCCAAGGGGGCGGAGACCAGGAAGCGAUCUCCCACUCUUAGCAGUCAGUUCAAAAGAUCUCUGGAGUUGUUGAUGAGAACUCUGAGUGUCUGUCAGCCGUUUUUUGUUCGCUGCAUCAAACCCAAUGAAUACAAGAAGCCCAUGCUGUUUGACCGGGACCUCUGUGUGCGGCAGCUGAGGUACUCGGGAAUGAUGGAGACUAUCCGCAUCCGCCGUGCAGGGUAUCCCAUUCGCUACACCUUUGUGGAAUUUGUGGACCGCUACCGUGUGCUUAUGCCAGGAGUCAAGCCAGCAUACAAACAGGAGGAUCUGAGAGGAACCUGUCAGAGGAUUGCUGAGGCUGUGCUUGGCCGAAAUGACGACUGGCAGAUGGGAAAGACCAAAAUCUUCCUCAAGGAUCAUCAUGACAUGUUGCUGGAGAUUGAGAGAGACAAGGCCAUAACCGAUAAGGUCAUCCUCAUCCAGAAGGUUGUUCGAGGUUUUAAGGACAGAUCCAACUUCCUUAGGAUGAGGAAGUCGACUGUGUUGAUCCAGAAAACUUGGCGAGGAUAUCUCUGCAGAAAGAAUUAUGGAGCAAUGCGGGCAGGCUUCUCUCGCCUCCAGGCUCUUGUCCGCUCCAGGAAGUUGUGUGCGUCGUAUCACGUGGCCCGACAGCGCAUAACAGGCUUUCAGGGUCAUUGCCGAGGCUUCUUAGUGCGCCGUGCUUUUAGACACCGUCUGUGGGCCGUCAUCACUAUCCAAGCUUACACCAGAGGAAUGAUUGCACGGAGGUUAUACCGCAGACUGAGGGGCGAGUAUCGAAGGAGGCUGGAGGCUGAGAAGAUGCGCCUGGCUGAAGAGACCAAACUGAGGAACCAAAUGUCUGCAAAGAAAGCCAAGGCUGAAGCAGAACGCAAACACCAGGAGCGUCUGACCCAGUUGGCCAAAGAGGACGCAGAGCGGGAGAAGAAGGAUAAGGAGGAGGCGAGGAGAAAGAAAGAGCUGGUGGAACAGAUGGAACGUGCCCGUAUGGAGCCUGUCAAUGACUCAGACAUGGUGGACAAAAUGUUUGGCUUCCUGGGGACUACGAGUUCUUUUCCUGGUCAAGAAGGACAAGCUCCUGCUGGAUUUGAGGACCUGGAGCGAACCCACCGGGAAAUGGAGGAGGAAGACUUGGACGAGGCUCUUCCUUUGCCAGAAGAUGACGAUGAAGAGGAUCUGUCUGAGUACAAGUUUGCCAAGUUUGCUGCCACCUACUUUCAGGGAACCACCACACACACAUAUGUCCGGCGACCUCUGAAACAGCCACUGCUCUUUCAUGAUGAUGAAGGAGACCAACUGGCGGCUCUAGCCGUGUGGAUCACAGUCCUGAGGUUUAUGGGAGAUUUGCCGGAGCCAAAAUACCACACAGCAAUCAGUGACGGCAGCGAAAAGAUUCCUGUCAUGACGAAAAUCUACGAGACCCUGGGAAAUCAGACGUACAAGAGGGAACUGCAGGCACUCCAAGGGGAAAGAGAGAUGCCUCAGUCCGACAGUCCUCGCAAGAAUAGUAUCCGACAUAAACUGGUCUCUCUGACACUGAAGAAAAAAUCUAAGAUCACUGAGGAGGUCACAAAGCGCCUCAACGAUGGCGAGUAUGGUGUCCAUGGUAACAGCAUGCUGGAGGACCGGCCAACAUCCAACCUGGAGAAACUCCAUUUCAUCAUCGGUAACGGCAUUCUGAGGCCAGCGCUGAGGGAUGAGAUCUAUUGUCAGAUCUGCAAACAGCUGAGUCAGAACCCCUCUAAGAGCUCUCAUGCUCGAGGUUGGAUUCUCAUCAGUUUGUGUGUCGGCUGCUUUUCUCCGUCAGACAAGUUCCUCAAGUACUUGAGGAACUUCAUCAGCAGCGGGCCACCGGGUUAUGCUCCAUAUUGCGAAGAAAGAUUGAGAAGAACAUUUGUGAACGGGACGAGAACACAACCUCCAUCCUGGCUGGAGCUGCAGGCAACCAAGUCUAAGAAACCCAUUAUGCUGCCGGUGACGUUCAUGGACGGAACCACUAAAACGUUGCUGACGGACUCGGCCACAACGGCCAAGGAGCUCUGCAACACUUUGGCUGACAAGAUCAGCCUACAGGAUAGAUUUGGCUUCUCUCUCUACAUUGCUCUAUUUGACAAGGUCUCCUCUUUGGGCAGCGGGAACGACCACGUCAUGGACGCUGUGUCUCAGUGUGAACAGUACGCUAAAGAGCAGGGAGCCCAGGAAAGGAAUGCCCCAUGGAGGCUGUUCUUCAGAAAGGAGAUCUUCACACCGUGGCACUGUGCUGCUGAUGAUACAGUCGCCACCAACCUCAUCUACCAGCAAACUGUUAGAGGCGUCAAGUUUGGAGAGUACCGUUGUGACAGGGAGGACCUGGCAGAACUGGCAUCUCAGCAGUACUACGUUGACUACGGCUCAGAGGUCCUACUGGAGCGGCUUCUGAGCCUCAUCCCGUCCUACAUCCCGGAUAGAGAGAUUAGCAGUUCCAAGACAGUGGAGAAGUGGGCUCACUUCAUCAUGGCGGCCCACAAAAAGGGCAUUUACACGCAGAAGAGGUUUGACCCCCAAAAAGUCAAAGAAGAAGUGGUGGAUUUUGCUCGCCACAAAUGGCCCCUGCUCUUCUCUCGUUUCUAUGAAGCCUUCAAAUUCUCCGGUCCAAGUCUGCCUAAAAACGACCUCAUUGUUGCCGUCAACUGGACUGGUGUUUAUUUUGUCGACGAGCAAGAACAGGUCCUUUUGGAACUUGCCUUUCCGGAGAUCACUGCGGUGUCCAGCAGCAAGGGAGGAAAGUUGCAGAGUCAGAGCUUCACGCUGGCGACCAUCAAGGGAGAAGAGUAUACCUUCACCUCCAACAACGCUGAGGACAUCCGCGACCUGGUGGUUACCUUCCUGGAAGGCCUGAGGAAUAGGUCAAAGUUUGUAGUAGCACUACAGGACAGUCCCAAUGAGAAUGGUGAGCCGUCUACGUUCCUGAGCUUCCAGAAGGGAGACCUAAUCCUGCUAGACCAGGACACUGGCGAGCAAGUUCUCAACUCAGGUUGGGCACACGGUGUAAACGAGAGAACCAAUCAGAGAGGAGACUUUCCAGCUGACUCCGUCUACGUACUGCCCACUAUGACACGACCUCAGCAGGAGAUUGUGGCUCUCGUAACCAUGACACCAGACCAGCGGCAGCACUCGGUGCGAGUGUCGCAGCUCAUGCUUCCUGAGGGUGAAGACUCAGUCAAACCAUACACACUGGAGGAGUUCUCCUACGACCACUUCAGGCCUCCCCCCAAACACACACUAAGCAGAGUAAUGGUAACCAAGAAUCGGGGUAAGGACAAGUUGUGGAGUUGCACCAGAGAGCCUCUCAAACAACCACUACUGAAGAAGGUGGUCCAACACGAGGAUCUCGCUCAAGAGGCCUGCAUGGCAUUCAUCGCUGUGAUGAAGUACAUGGGUGACUACCCCUCCAAACGCACUCGCUCGGUCAAUGAGUUGACCGACCAGAUCUUUGAGGGAUCGUUGAAGACAGAACUUCUGAAGGACGAGAUCUUCUGUCAGAUCAUCAAACAGCUCACUGACAGCCAUGUCAAGUACAGUGAGGAAAAGGGCUGGGAGCUGUUAUGGUUGUGUACUGGUCUCUUCCCACCAAGUAACGUGCUGCUUCCGCACAUCCAGCGCUUCCUACAGUCUAAGAGACAACACCCGCUCUCUGCUGACUGCAUGCACAGGCUACACAAAGCUUUACGAAACGGUUCCAGGAAGUAUCCUCCACAUCUGGUGGAAGUGGAGGCCAUCCAGCAUAAGACCACGCAGAUUUUUCACAAAGUUUACUUCCCUGAUGACACAGAUGAGGCAUUUGAAGUGGAGUCCAGUACCAAAGCCAAAGAUUUCUGUCAGAACAUCUCCACCAGACUGCUGCUCAAAUCUCCUGAGGGAUUCAGCCUCUUUGUCAAGAUUUCUGACAAGGUUAUCAGUGUUCCAGAAGGAGAUUUCUUCUUUGAUUUUGUGCGACACUUGACUGACUGGAUCAAGAAAUCGCGCCCAGCAAAAGAUGGAAUGGUUCCCUCUCUGACCUACCAGGUGUUCUUCAUGAAGAAGUUAUGGACUAGCACAGUUCCAGGAAAGGACUCCUUCGCCGACUCGAUCUUCCACUACUACCAGGAGCUGCCCAAAUACCUGCGUGGCUACCACAAGUGUUCGAGAGACGAAGUUUUCCAACUCGCCGCUCUUAUCUACAGAGUCAAGUUCGAGGAUGACAAAUCCCACUUUCCAACCAUUCCCAAGAUGUUGCGAGAACUGGUCCCCCAGGAUCUCAUUCGUCAGAUGUCACCAGAUGACUGGAAAAGGUCUGUAGUGGCCUUCUUCAACAAGCAGGCUGGUAAAUCACAAGAAGAAGCCAAGCUGAUGUUUUUAAAGAUCAUCUACAAAUGGCCAACCUUUGGCUCUGCCUUCUUUGAAGUCAAGCAAACCACAGAAGCCAACUAUCCAGAGAUCUUGCUGAUUGCCAUCAACAAACAUGGAGUCAGUCUCAUUGACCCAAAAACCAAGGAUAUUCUGAUCACACAUCCCUUCACUAAAAUCUCUAACUGGAGCAGUGGGAACACCUACUUCCACAUCACCAUCGGCAACCUCGUCCGAGGAAGUAAACUCCUCUGUGAAACCUCGCUGGGUUACAAGAUGGACGACCUGUUGACCUCCUACAUCAGUCAGAUGCUUACCACCAUGAACAAGCAGCGAUCAGGGCGAGGUCUCAACAAGUGAACUUCUUACUGGCAGGAGGCCACAGAACUCAUCCGCCUCUUACGCCCUAUUGGUCACUACUGCAGCUGGGGGAGGACCUUCAGCCACCAGUUGUGGUGGAUGAGUCGUGGCGCUUCUGCCAGUUCAGAAAUGUCCACUCUCCCCGGGGGGAAUUCGGUUAGAAGCAGUAGUUAUGACGGCGACGACGACCCCGGCGAAGGUCCCAGUAACUACUACAACCUUUACCAGGACGAGGACGAGCUGUCUAGUGAGGAUGACUACCUCUAAAAAUGAUGCAACAGGGUUCUCCUAAUGACUGUUUGACCCAACUUCUCAUAUUCAAAAAACAGCCAAGCGUGUUUUUCGGAAGUUAGAGACAAUGUCAGUUAAAAAAAACAAACACCUGAGCUAGUUCUGCUUCUUUUUAUAAGAAAAAUAUCACCACACUUCUGCUGUAGGUCACUACAAAAUGUGUUGUGCUGCUGCAAUUGCAACUUAAUUUCUUAGCAUCCUUUGUAGUUUAUCCAUCCAUCCAUUUUCUACCGCUUAUUCCCCUUUGGGAUCGCGGGGGGCGCUGGUGCCUAUCUCAGCUACAAUCGGGCGGAAGUUUAGUCCGGUGUAAUUUUCGUAUAUUCCCCUUUCGGUAAGUACAAAUGCAUAAAAUGCAUUUGUUGGUUUUAUCGUUUUGUUGAUUAUCACUGUUGGUAAAUGUUUUUGUUUUAAAAUGCUGAAGUUGUUACUCAUGUUCAGAUGUUUUCUAGGAUGUUUGGACCCAGACAAGCUAUUUGUUGCAUUUCAGUGUAGAUGGUAAGUUAACUGUAGGUAUCACGUUAUUGAGGAUGUCACGUUGUUUAGUUUGCUUGGGUUUAUUUUGAUCCGAUUCAACAAUAGAGUAAGAGGUUCCAUAGUGCCAAACUUUACAUGUGAGGCCUUUGUAUUGUCUUCUCCGUGUGGAUUGUUAGGUGCUUGUUCCUGUAUAACUAGUUGAACUUACAUUAUUUGUACAAUAUUACACUUAAUUUAACUGAUGAAUGAUUUAUUUGUGUAAUGUAGUAAAUGAGACAUGUUGUCAUUUAAAUGCUAUAUGUUAGUUUAGUGUAUUUUAUACUGUAUACAGUAAAGUAAAAUAUGUACUAAAAUACAGUAUUGUCCUCAGAUUAGUUAAAGUUGUUCAGAAAUGCAGUGUGUUAUCAUUGAAUCAAUUAUAAAUUGUUUAACAAUUUUGGACUAUGGUAUCUAGCCUUUGCUUACCAACACGCUAACUAGUUACUCAAAUUUCACCUUGCAGUAAGUUUGUAUGUGGGUCACUGACAUGUGACAUGCAUAUUUUUGUGUAACUGCAUUAUUUCAGUUAAAUAACACAAUCCAUGCCAUGGUUGAAGGCCUACUGAAAUGAGAUUUUCUUAUUUAAACGGGGACAGCAGGUCCAUUCUGUGUCAUACUUGGUCAUUUCGCGAUAUUGCCAUAUUUUUGCUGAAAGGAUUUAGUAGAGAACAUCGACGAUAAAGUUCGCAACUUAUGGUAGCUAAAAAAAAAGCCUUACCUUUACCGGAAGUAGCAGACGAUGUGCGUGUGACGUCACGGGGUGUAGGGCUCCUCACAUUGUUUACAAUCAUAGCCAGCAGCAGCUACAGCUAUUUGGACCGAGAAAGCGACAAUUUCGCAAUUAAUUUGAGCGAGGAUGAAAGAUUCGAGGAUGAGGAAAUUUAGGGUGAAGAACUAGAAAAAAAGUUAAAAAAAAAAAAAGUAAAAUAAAAAAAUAGGCGAUUGCAGUGGGAGCGAUUCAGAUGUUUUUGGACACAUUUACUAGGCUAAUUCUGGGAAAUCCCUUAUCUGCCUAUUGUGUUACUAGUGUUUUAGUAAGUUGAAUAGUACCUGAAAGUCAGAAGGGUUUGUUGACGCCAGAGUCUCUGAGGGAAGUCACGAAGCUGCAGCAGGACAGAAGCUCCGCUGAUCUCCGGCAAAAGCCGACUUAUUACCACAAUUUUCUCACCGAAAACUAUCAUGUAGUAGGGAUCCAUGUAUGCUUGACCGCUCUGUUCCAUAGUAAAGCUUCACCUCCGGGAAUUUUAAACAAGGAAACACCGUGUGUUUGUGUGGCUAAAGGCUAAAAACUUCCCACAUCCAUCUUUCUACUUUGACUUCUCCAUUAUUAAUUGAACAAAUUGCAAACAAUUCAGCAACUCAGAUGUCCAGAAUACUGUUUGAUUAUGCGAUUAAAGCAGACUACUUAUGGUUUGGAUCGGGCUGGAAAAUAAUGCCCGCUACAACCCGAGACGUCAAACGCACGCGUCAUCAUACCAAAACGUUUUCAACACAACACUUUGACGGUAAAUUUAAAAAUUGCAAUUUAGUAAACUAUAAAGGCCGUAUUGGCAUGUGUUGCAAUGUUAAUAUUUCAUCAUUGAUAUAUAAACUAUCAGACUGCGUGGUCGGUAGUAGUGGGUUUCAUAAGGCCUUUAACUUUACUCUUAAAAAUUGAUUUAGUUUGAAUAAGGCUUUACUACAUUCAAAUAUAUUGGUGUAUGCUUCUGCAGCUGAAAUCCUUAAAAUUCUUAUUACUGGCACUUAAGAAAUGUCAGUAUUUUAAUCUAAUGAUUCACGUUUAUCCAUCCAUCCAUUUUCUACAGCUUGUCCCUUACAUUCUGAUAAAAAAUUAACAGCAAAAAUUUUGUGAUCCUUUAAAUGGUCUCUUAAUCUUAACUGUUGAAAUCUAUUGAGCUUUAUGGCUGAGUUUGUAAAAGAGCUUUAACAUUGUAUGGAUAAAGAGCCUCUGAAGUUUGUACACUUUCAUGUAGGAAUGCAGUUAUUUUUUUUGUCAAAACCAAUACCAUAUCAACCAUUUCUUACAAUCUGGAUUUAACUCCAUGUAGUUUGUCUACACCUUUCUUUUGGGGCAACUUAUUCAACAGUGCAGGCGUCUUCAUAGGCUUUCAAAUCACCAUCAUAGCAUUUCAGGUGGCUGACAAGGUUUGAUGAGUUGAGGUCUGUUUUUUUCCCACCACGCAGAAUGUUUGCGAACCAUUUGGUGCAAAUAGCAUGCAAAAUAUGUUUUUCUGAAAUAGUGAAGUCGUCCACCACCAUAUUUUGCAGUGAGCUUAGGGGACGUUUACGGCAGCCUGUUUACAACACAAGUAGGAAAAAAAUAGCGCUCAAUUUUCUCACCCUAUUCACCCUAACCCACCUCAACCACAAUACCUGUACAUGUGAUCUCCUCAUUGGACCAUUUUUAAUAAGUCAGUUUUGUUGUUUUUUUUAAUCAGAAUUAUGUCUUAUUUCUUCAUAUCAGUCUAUUAAUUAUUAAACUAUUGUUGUGUAACAGAAUUCAUAAGUGACAGGUACAAACAUAUUACCAAAAACUAAUACAACAAAUGGAAGCUUAUCUAAUUUGUUGUAAGUAAGGUAGCACAACUGGAAGGAAUGUUAAUUUAAUGUCUAAAUCGUGUAAAUGUUUAAAAGUUUUGUUAAUAUUUUUUAAAUACAUUUUAAAUGCCACAGUCAAAAAAAAUCAGCAUGACUGUGAGCAACUAAGCACUUUAUAGGAUCUAUUUAUUAUUGACAUGUCUGUCACAAAUACUGCAACUGAAAUUGCCACAAAACAUUUUCCCAGCAACCACAUUUUGUUUUAAUAACAGUUGACAAAGACAAUCAGAAUUUAGAAUUCAGACUUUUUCACAAUGUACCAAUAUCAUCAUUCAGCAUUUGAACAAAACAGCAAAAAUGGGUCAAAUUUUUAAUUUUUGCUCAAUACAGUCAAAUAAUUUGGGGUUUGUAAUAUGCACUGAAAAAUAAAUAAAUGGGUUUGAUUUA
This is a messenger RNA of Nerophis ophidion (straightnose pipefish), 10696 nucleotides long. Its product is annotated as unconventional myosin-VIIa-like. Gene Ontology annotation, cellular component: myosin complex; cytoskeleton. The record is from RefSeq and is a predicted model, not a curated record. Gene Ontology annotation, molecular function: protein binding; cytoskeletal motor activity; ATP binding. The coding region runs from base 299 to 6907 and encodes 2202 amino acids. The transcript is spliced from 52 exons. NCBI's taxonomy places the organism in Eukaryota, Metazoa, Chordata, Actinopteri, Syngnathiformes, Syngnathidae.